Molecule: messenger RNA, 891 nt
Organism: Oenanthe melanoleuca
Lineage: Eukaryota; Metazoa; Chordata; Aves; Passeriformes; Muscicapidae
Gene: VPS29
Product: VPS29 retromer complex component
Exons: 4
Coding region: 103-651 (182 amino acids)
Biological process (GO): retrograde transport, endosome to Golgi; intracellular protein transport
Cellular component (GO): retromer complex; endosome
Source: RefSeq, a predicted model, not a curated record
GAUCGCGGCACGGACGCGUUCGGGGCUCUGUUGUCCCUCCGCAGGCGCCGUAGCGGGGGCGGCGCCGGGCGGUUCCGGGAGGGCCGGAGCGGAGCGGGCGCGAUGUUGGUGCUGGUGCUGGGAGAUCUGCACAUCCCCCAUCGCUGCAACAGCCUCCCAGCCAAGUUCAAAAAGCUGCUGGUGCCUGGCAAGAUCCAACACAUCCUGUGCACAGGGAACCUCUGCACCAAGGACACCUAUGACUACCUCAAGACCCUGGCUGGGGAUGUCCAUGUUGUCAGAGGGGACUUUGAUGAGAACCUGAAUUAUCCUGAGCAGAAAGUUGUGACUGUUGGACAGUUCAAAAUUGGGCUGAUUCACGGACAUCAGGUGAUCCCCUGGGGUGACAUGGCCAGCCUGGCACUGCUCCAGAGGCAGUUUGAUGUGGACAUCCUCAUUUCAGGACACACACACAAAUUUGAGGCAUUUGAACAUGAAAAUAAAUUCUAUAUCAACCCAGGAUCAGCUACAGGAGCCUACCAUGCCUUAGAGAACAACAUCAUUCCUUCAUUUGUGCUGAUGGACAUCCAGGCUUCUACAGUAGUUACAUAUGUCUAUCAACUAAUUGGAGAUGAUGUGAAGGUAGAAAGAAUUGAGUACAAGAAAUCCUAAAAAAUGUUUUUGCUUGUCUGGUAUUUUUACCAUCUCCUUCUGAACUUCAAGUUCCAAAACUUGAUUGCUCGUUUACAGCCCUGCACUGUCACUAACAGCUUAACAAUGUAACUCUUGUCAUGAAUUUAAACAACCUUGUGUUUGCUUUUCUCUGUAUGAAUUGAUUUGUAAAAUAUUCCAUUAAGAUAACUGUCUAAAUGCUGUUCCUUAAUGUUGUAAUAAACUCCACUUCAUAGAAAA